Molecule: messenger RNA, 711 nt
Organism: Liolophura sinensis
Lineage: Eukaryota; Metazoa; Mollusca; Polyplacophora; Chitonida; Chitonidae
Product: FMRFamide receptor-like
Exons: 1
Coding region: 1-711 (236 amino acids)
Biological process (GO): G protein-coupled receptor signaling pathway
Cellular component (GO): membrane
Molecular function (GO): G protein-coupled receptor activity
Source: RefSeq, a predicted model, not a curated record
AUGGCAUCAAACGUCUGGAUUAUUCUGGCUUUUGCCGUGGAGCGUCUCUUCGCCAUAUGCUUUCCUCUCAAGUCUCGCGUGAUCAGCAGCGAAUCUCGUGCGAAGAAAAUCGUCGUGGCCAUUUUCGUCAUCGCGGUUUUUGUGAACGCUCCGAGAUUCUUUCGCAUAGCUGUCACAACCAAAUUGGACGAUGCUACCAACGAAACAAUCCACGUUUGGACAUACACACAAUUUGGCCGAGAUCCCUUCUCCACCAAAGCCAUUUACAUGUCGUUUGCCAUCAUUGUCGUUAUCAUACCGUUCCCACUUCUAGCAACCCUGAACUGCUUAGUCAUCGUAAAGCUGCGCGAUGUGCGACGUAGCCGGAUGCGACUUAAGGGAGUCGAUGUGGAGACGACGGCUGACGCUGACGACAGCAAACAGAUUCAGAUCGAGCGAGUUCUGGUGGCGAGCCUUCUGGCAUUUCUCUUCUGUUACUCGCUGGUAGCCAGUACCUUUCUGACCUUUGCGUUCGAAGGCGUGUACGUUCUUCGUAAGUUCAAUUUGGAAAUCCGUUUGCGAUUUUUAAUCGCACCGUGUCUUUUUGUUUUCAACCCUUGCCUUAACUUUAUCCUCUACGUAAUGUGUAGCAAGAUUCUAAGAGAAGACGUCAAAGAACUGUUUUGUGGAAUAUUUGCUUUGAAGACGAAACGUUCAACAACCAACCGGUAA